CUGAGCCAUGUACGUCGUUGUGAUGUAGACAUUGCUCAACCAGCCACUGCAGCGGAUGUUAUUAGUUAUGAUCACAUCUUGCGUCCUCUCACUGCAAUGGACAAAUCCGUGCAGGAAAAGUUAGCUGAGUAUCGAGCUAAAAAAUCAAAAGAAAACAAAACUCCCCUGAUACAUAGAUUAUUUGGGAAUGGAAACUCGAUAAAGACGACCAUUAAACAUGAACAAAACAGACCAGUAAAUAACCAUGAUAAAUAUCACAGUGAAGCACAAGAGGACCAAGAAGGAACAGAUAAUGAUGGAAAUCACACCUUUCGUCCAGCUGAUCUGGAAGAACCUCCCUGGAUACGCAAUUACAUUCCAGAAAUCUUGAAACCAAACUACUUGAAAAUCUGUCUAUGGUUUAUUCUCUGGGGACUCUUCAUUGAGCUCCAGUUUGGUGCUGUUUAUUUUGUGCUCUCUAUGUUUUAUGUGGUUUAUGCUAACACAGGAAGUCGAGUGAAAAAAGAUGGAGCACCCAGUGCAUAUUCUGUAUUUAAUCCAAACUGUGAAAGACUGGACGGGACCUUCACUGCAGAACAGUUUGAGCAAGAAUUGAGAUAUGGAGCAGGGUCUGUUAGAUAGGGGAAAUUAGUGAAAUUUUUCUUAAUUGCCCAUUUAUUAAGUGAUAUGUUAUUUACUUGUAUUAUUAUUGUUAUUUUUAAGCUUUCGUAAUAAUUUAAGGUCUUUCGAGGGGUUAUAAUCUUACAAUGUAGAUAUUAGCAGUGGCAGGUCUCUUUGAAAAAUGGUGCAAGGGUCUAUUUAGUCUGGGUGCAUGUAUAUUGACAGACUUUGAGCUCAUUCAGGACAGAUGACUUGCUGACUAACAGAUCUGCAGACUAAAUAUGGCCUCGGAACUCACUGAAAAGCAAACUGCCCAAUACUCUGAUGGUCUCGAUCCACACGUGCCAUCCCUGCCCUAGCAAUUAAACCUGGGAGCCAAGAUUUAAUUGGUUUAAUUGUGGAGUAUGGCAAGUCUGGAGCAGGAGACUUAUGUAUUUCGUGGCCCUGCUUUCAAGUGAGUCCGCCAUAUUUGAAUAGCAGAUCUGUUAGUCUGCAGAUCAUCUUGUUAUGAAUGUGCUCUUUGUUUUAUUGCCUUUUGGUCAUAUGAUGAAUCUUAUCAUUGGUGGAUUCAGGGAGAAACACCCACAUUCUCCCACCCCCACCCACCCCCUUUGAAAACAAAAUAUCAAAUAUAGUCCCUGCUGGAGAGAAAAACCACUAAGAACACACUCAAAACAGUGGACUAACAGAUCCGCAGAUCAAAUAUGGCUGAUUCACUUAUGUGCUUGUUGCGUUUUUCCCAUGGGGAAACUAUUCGAAGUCUAGCUGGGAAUAAGCAGCAAGCUUUUCAGUGGGUCAGCCAUAUUUGAUCUGUAAGUCCACUGGUCUUAGGAACCAUUCCCACAGAUAUUUAGAUCGAUCUAUCUCCCUGGGGAGUCUCACUAAAUUGCUGUCAACUUGGCCAGCUUGAAUGUCUGUCAUGCGUAGUAAAGCUGUUAAAGGGUAAUUAACUUUACCCCCUAGCCUAUUUGGUAGGGGUGACAGACAUUUAAGCCAGUUAGUUGAUUACAAUUUUGUGAGACUCCCCAGGGAGUUAGAUCGAUCCAGUUGGAUCAAUCUGUGUAUGGGAACCCAGUCUUAACCCCUCAUAAUGUUUACUUGACACAGCAAUAUGCUCAAUACUGUACCUUUUUCUAUUAUGUCUUUCCAAACAAGCAAGGGUCAAGGAUGGCUUUAUAUCUAAGAGCUUUUUUCAUAGUAAAAUAUCAGUGUGGAUAAUCUCAUUUUAUAGGCAAGUAACAGCUUUGACUUUAAACACAGUGCUAUAUUCAUAUAUGUACAUAUAUUUUAUUGGGUCUCAGUUUCUUGACAGACUAGGUCACAAGACUGAGGUAAUUAAUACCUGUUUACUUUCACCCGAACAGGUAAUUUAGUUCUGACCAAGUCUGUCAAAGUGAACAGACCAAAACCUCAACAGCUAAAUCAAAUACGUAGAUCUGUCAUAUACAAAAACUUUUUGCUAACAUAUGAAUACUUUUUUGAAUACUUGAGUGUUUGUAAAUUGUAGUGCUAUACUUUGUUAUAGCUGUUUUCUGAGUAGUCAGUGUAUUGACACUGCAAGCAAUCACAUGAAACUUAGGUUAACAUGAAAUGGCAGGUUUGGUGCAUAAUUAUAGGUUUUUAAUGUAAUGGGACAACUUUCUUCUCAAGUUUUUGAGUCAACUGUUGUAAAAAAAUCAAAUAAUUCAAUUGAAAACAUAAUCUGACUUACUGCUUUUCUUAUAUUGCAUGAACAAAUGUAUUCUUGGGUUAUCUUUUGGACAUUUAAGAUGUUAUUGAAAGUAAAAUAAACUCAUGCAUCUACUUACCUGUUAUAAGACCUACAGUACUUACCUGUUAUAAGACCUACAGUACUUACCUGUUAUAAGACCUACAGUACUUACCUGUUAUAAGACCUACAGUACUUACCUGUUAUAAGACCUACAGUACUUACCUGUUAUAAGACCUACAGUACUUACCUGUUAUAAGACCUACAGUACUUACCUGUUAUAAGACCUACAGUGGGAUAUGCCAUCCAAAUUUGGCACGUCUUACAAAAAUAACAAUAUUGAAACAGUUCUCUUUGAUGAAGCACUCAAAAUUCAAACAGAGAAAGUAAUGAUGGGAGAAGAGAUGAGUUGGCAAAAUCACUACAACGUGUUCAAAGAUCACAAAAUCGAACUUUUAUAGGCAGAAUUAAAAUUUAAAAAAGUCCCAGAGAUGAGCUGCAGGCCCGUAGCCAGCAAUUUCAAAAGGGGGUUCUUUUUCUGAAAAUGUGGACCUUUUACUUUGAAAAAUUUAUAUACCUAGAUAGAAUUUUACUUAGAGGGGACCUUUUUCCUGGCAAAAAUGGGGUUAUUUUCGACCCCC
Molecule: messenger RNA, 2949 nt
Organism: Lingula anatina
Lineage: Eukaryota; Metazoa; Brachiopoda; Lingulata; Lingulida; Lingulidae
Product: SAYSvFN domain-containing protein 1-like
Source: RefSeq, a predicted model, not a curated record